Molecule: messenger RNA, 1371 nt
Organism: Amborella trichopoda
Lineage: Eukaryota; Viridiplantae; Streptophyta; Magnoliopsida; Amborellales; Amborellaceae
Source: RefSeq, a predicted model, not a curated record
CUCCCAACGGUCACUUCAACACACCGUUCGAAAACCUUGCCCCUAUUUUAGCGCCCCAUCGCUUCCCUCCCUUCCCCAUCCUCAGUUUCGCCGGAAAAGUUUCACAUUGUCGGAUUCCUGCCAAAUUCCACUUCAUUUGGCCGGAAAUCACUCUCUCCUCCCAAAUUUCAUCCAAACUUUACUCUGAUUUUGUCCGAAAUCUCACUCUACCUCAAGUUCAUCGACCCCCAUUUCACCCGAAAUUUGUUUCUUUCUUCGAAUUCCGGCUCCAUUCCUCCAUAAAUCUCAGUCUAGAGCCAAAAUCCGGCAAAAUUUUGCCGCCAUUUCUCCUUGAAACCUCACUUUAUAGCCUUAUUCGGUCCAUUUCUCUCUCUAGAACUCCAUUUUUCUAGCGAAAUGGGUUUCAACAUCCCUGUAACUGCUAUUCUCUUUCUCUCUCUGAUAAUUUCAUGCUCUUCUCAGUCACCAUCAUCCAGCCCAUCCACUUCCCCUAAUCCCUCUCCAACUGUUCCGGCAAGUCAGCCGGUUUCCAGCAGCCCCAGAACUUCUCCGGGGAGUCCGCCAUCAGUUUCAGGCAGUCCAAAGACUUCUCCGGCCAGUCCACCAUCAAUUUCCGGCAGCCCGAAUACUUCUCCAGCAAGUCCCCCGUCAGUAUCGAGCAGCCCAAAAAUCUCUCCAGCGAACCCGCCAUCAUCUUCCAGCAGCCCAAAAAUCUCUCCAGCGAACCCGCCAUCAUCUUCCAGCAGCCCAAAAGUUUCUCCAGCAAGCCCUCCGCCAUCUUCUGGAAGCCCCAUUGUACCCCCAGCCAUUUCUCCAGCAAGCCCUCCGCCAUCUUCUGGAAGCCCCAUUGUCCCCCCAGCCAUUUCUCCAGCAAGCCCUCCGCCAACUCCUGGAAGCCAUACUGUUUCUCCCGCACCUUCUCCAGAAGCAUCUGGAAGCCCUACAGAGACCCCGGCCGCCUCUCCAGAAAGUUCCGAAAGCCCUGCUGCAUCUUCUCCGGCAAUGGGCCCCGCUGCUGCAGCCAGUCCCCCGAGCCCCUCUGAGGGAGUUUUGUCACCAGCGGAGUCACCAGUGAACGAGGAUAAAUCGGCUGCUGGCCACGGCCACGGCCACGGCCACGGCCCUGUGAUGGGGGGCUUGGUGGGCACUGUUUUGUGUAGUGUUAUUGUGGGGGUUUCUUUGGGUUUUUGAGGGCUACAUUUCUUUUUCCCCUUUUCUUUUCUGCUUUUCUUUUCUCUUUUGAGCAUGAGUUUUGUACUGUUUUUUUUUUCAUGUUUUGUGCUUCUCUCUCAUGCAUAUUGCGGUUCAUAUCAUUCAUUUAUUUACUAUAUAUAUAUAUAUUUCAUUAUUUUGGCAAGGGCCAAAUUUUUC